GCUGAAAAGGAAGUAACUUUUAUAUUAUGCACACAUGGGAUAUUAUGCAUAUUGCUUCACAUCUAAAACAAUAAAAAGAAAAGGAAGAGAGAAAAAACAAAACAAAUGACUUUCAGUGCUAAAAUGAAAAUGAAGAUGAAAAUCUAAUUGUUUAAGAUAGGGAAAUUAUUGGGCAACCAGAAAUAGAUGAAAAAAACCGUUGGCCGGAGUCAUGUACAUACUCUUGGGAACAGCGCCGCCGCCGACUUUCCUUCUGUCCGCGCCGAACUCCAGACCGUUAAUUUUGCCGUUCACAAACACUAGACCUCUCCACCUCAGAAAUUCCGUUUCUAGGAUAUCCCUUUCAUUUUCUUUUCGAAAAGGAAGCAACGUGCCACCGGAAACCGGCUGCCCUGUUCCGCCGGAACAGCUGCCGAUUAACGAAUAUCAGACUCUCUCCACCUCUUUCCCCUUCUCAUGGGCCGCUGGAGACAUCGUUGAGUACUGUUCUCGAUUGGUCGCCACCGGCGCUUCCUUCGCUCUCUUCAUCGGGCUUCCGGUUGCUUGGUUCGGCACCGUGGGAGUCGAAUCGGAUCCGUUGAAACGAUUUCUUUGCGCUGUUUCGAGUGGGAUUUUGUUCGUCACGAUUGCUGUUGUUAGGAUGUAUCUCGGUUGGGCUUACGUCGGUAACCGUCUCCUCAGUGCGACUGUCGAAUACGAAGAGACCGGAUGGUACGACGGACAGAUUUGGGUAAAAACCGCCCAAGUUUUAGCCCGCGAUCGCCUCCUCGGUUCCUACACUGUGAAGCCGGUGCUCAAUAGGCUGAAGUACACCCUGGUUAGCCUUGCGGCAUCUCUGUUUGUGUCCAUUGUUGUGCUCAUCAACAUUGAUGGAGGAGAAUUGCUAGGGCCUUUCUUCACCGGAAAAUCUGCAGCGAAUGAGGACGGCGGUAGAGUAGUUCCCGGUAUUUAUAGCGAUGAAUCCGCUAGAUCUUUCGAACCUGAUGCGUUCUGUGGACCUGGGGAACUUGAUCUUCUUCAUUGAUCUUCAUUCUAAUUCCCCAAUUGUUUGAUUAAUGUUUUCUUAAUAUAUCUUUUAAACCAUAGUUUCAUACGCAAUUACACAUUGGUUAUUGUAGAUAAUUGAUGAUUAUUGUAGUGAUUGGAGAUAAUUGAUGGGUAUUGUAGUGAUUUUCGAA
Cucumis melo (muskmelon) is the source of this 1178-nucleotide messenger RNA. RefSeq lists its product as uncharacterized. NCBI's taxonomy places the organism in Eukaryota, Viridiplantae, Streptophyta, Magnoliopsida, Cucurbitales, Cucurbitaceae. The record is from RefSeq and is a predicted model, not a curated record. The coding region runs from base 212 to 1024 and encodes 270 amino acids. The transcript has 4 exons.